Messenger RNA from Drosophila busckii, 2006 nucleotides. RefSeq names its product high mobility group protein DSP1 (gene Dsp1). Lineage: Eukaryota; Metazoa; Arthropoda; Insecta; Diptera; Drosophilidae. Bases 638 to 1852 code for a protein of 404 amino acids. Gene Ontology annotation, molecular function: DNA binding, bending. Gene Ontology annotation, cellular component: nucleus. The record is from RefSeq and is a predicted model, not a curated record. The transcript has 6 exons. Gene Ontology annotation, biological process: regulation of transcription by RNA polymerase II.
CAAUAGCCUUUGCAUUCGUUGUUGGUACUCUCUCUGUGUGUGUUUUCGAGCGGCGCGCGAACCUCAUCUUUUCCGCAUUGAUACCAACAAAAACACAUUUAUUGCAAUAAAGCUGCGUUUGGUGGCGUCGUUUGUUUAUUUUUUACUAACUAAAAACAAACGGGGCAACAACAAGAAGCUCUCAAGCUCCAUACAAACUCGCGUUACGUUACAGCGUUUUACGUUGCGUUGCGCUGUUACGUUGAUACUCGCCGUAAGCUAAAGAAUCGGUAACAAAAAAAAAUUUAAUUAAAAAAGAAGAAAAGAUUUUUCAAUAAAUUUAACGUGUGGCGUCUGACAAACGGCUCCCACGAUUUGCUCCUUCUCCCACUAUAACAAUUACAUUCAUAUGUGUGUGUGUGUAUAUAUAUGUGCAUAUGUACAAUAAUCAAUACAACGUACAUACAUACAUAGAAUAAACGACGAAUGCUAGUUGGAACUGGCUUUCAACUUAUUUUAGCCAAGAAAUUAUCGUAGUGUGUGUGUGAAGUGCAUAAGAAGAAUAAGUAGCAGCCGCAAAGGACAUUGCUACAAACAUUUAUUAAAAAACAUACAUUUAUCCAACGGGGACUCCUACGUACAGGAAUCGGCCGGAACUAUGGAACAUUUCCAUCAAAUACAGCAAACAAUUCAACAAUAUCAGCAGCAACUGGCUGCGCAGCAACAACAACAAGCGGCGGUGCAACAACAGCAAUUGCAACAACACCAAGUGGUUGUGCAGCAAAAUCAACAACAGGCACAUCAAAAUAGCUCCAAUACCACCGCUGGCGUGGGCACCCAACAGCUAUUCACAUAUAAAAUGGCAAGCAGUUUCCCCAAUCCAGCCACAACAAUGGCCCAAGUGGUUGCCACCUCGAAUGCGGCCACAACCGGCUACGAUUAUCGUUUAAAUAUGGCGCAAGCCGCUGCUGCUGCAGCGGUGCCCGGAUCACAGUGGUGGUACUCGGCUGCCAAUCAGGGUCAGGUGGAUGCCAACACAGCCGCACAGCUGCAACAGCAGCAGCAACAACAGCAGCAGCAACAGCAGCAACAACAGCAGCAGCAGCAGCAACAACAACAGCAGCAACAGCAACAGAUGCAACAACAGCAGCAGCAACAGAACGUUAUCAACUCGGCAGGCAGCCCCAUGGUCCGAGGUGGCAAAGCUGAUGCAAAGCCCAGAGGCCGCAUGACCGCCUAUGCCUACUUUGUACAAACUUGCAGAGAGGAGCACAAAAAGAAGCAUCCCGACGAGACCGUCAUAUUUGCAGAAUUUUCACGGAAAUGUGCUGAGAGAUGGAAGACCAUGGUCGACAAGGAGAAGAAGCGUUUCCAUGAGAUGGCUGAAAAAGACAAGCAGCGAUAUGAAACGGAAAUGCAAAACUAUGUGCCGCCCAAGGGCACAGUUGUGGGCCGUGGCAAGAAGAGAAAACAAAUCAAGGACCCGAAUGCGCCAAAACGUUCAUUGUCUGCGUUCUUUUGGUUCUGCAAUGAUGAAAGAAAUAAGGUCAAGGCUCUGAAUCCGGAAUUUGGUGUUGGCGAUAUUGCCAAAGAGCUGGGACGCAAAUGGUCCGAUGUGGAUCCCGAGGUCAAGCAAAAGUACGAAUCGAUGGCCGAGCGAGACAAGGCACGAUAUGAGCGGGAAAUGACCGAGUAUAAGACAAGCGGGAAAAUUGCCAUGUCAGCACCCUCAAUGCAGGCCUCAAUCCAGGCGCAGGCUCAAGCUGUGCAGAAAGCCGCGUUACUUGCAGCCGCUGCGCAGCAACAACAGCAUCAGCUGGAUGAGCAGCAUGACGAUGACGAUGGUGAUGGCGAUGAUGAUGAGAAUCAAUAGAUCUAGCAGUAAAAUUAAAUACUCUUCACUAUUUAUACACACUAAAUCCGUUGGUCAUCACGAACAAGGAAACAUAGAAGCAGCGGAUCGCGGAUCUAUUCUCAGGUCUCGGCCGUUGUGUGUUGAACAUAUAUAAAUAUAUACACUUGAGUAU